Molecule: messenger RNA, 2055 nt
Organism: Sphenostylis stenocarpa
Lineage: Eukaryota; Viridiplantae; Streptophyta; Magnoliopsida; Fabales; Fabaceae
Source: the annotation of a GenBank genome assembly
AUGUGCUCUGUUCCGUUCCGUGUCAAAUUGAGUGUGGAUGCAGAUAUGGAAAGCUUCAAAUAUCCUUUCAAGGGUAUUAAAAACGACCUUCGAGGAAGAGCAGUGUACUAUAAAGAUGAUUGGAAAACUGGUCUCUAUUCAGGAGCUGGAAUAUUGGCCCCUACUACCUAUAUUUUCUUUGCUUCUGCUCUUCCUGUGAUUGCCUUUGGCGAGCAGCUAAGUAGAGACACAGAUGGAAGCUUGAGCACAGUAGAAACACUGGCUUCUACAGCUAUUUGUGGAAUCAUACAUUCAAUUUUGGGUGGCCAGCCUCUCCUAGUUGUAGGAGUUGCUGAACCCACUAUCAUUAUGUACACCUAUUUGUACAACUUUGCCAAAGAUAACGAUUUCUUGGGUCGAGAACUCUUCUUAGCUUGGGCAGGAUGGGUUUGUGUAUGGACUGCUCUGUUGCUGUUUCUCCUUGCAAUAUUCAAUGCUGGAAAUAUCAUCAAUAGAUUUACAAGGAUAGCGGGUGAGCUUUUUGGCAUGUUGAUCACAGUCUUGUUCAUUCAAGAGGCUAUAAAGGGCAUUGUAAGUGAGUUUAAUGUUCCUAAAGAGGGAGACCCAACUUCGGAAAAGUACCAUUUUGAUUGGCUGUAUGCAAAUGGGUUGCUGGGUAUUAUAUUCACCUUUGGCCUUCUCUAUACUUCUUUGAAGAGCAGAAGAGCAAGGUCAUGGUUGUACGGCACAGGUUGGUUUAGAAGUUUCGUUGCAGACUAUGGGGUGCCUUUCAUGGUGGUGGUGUGGACAGCACUAUCAUUCGUAGUACCAAGUAAAGUGCCUUCAGGAGUUCCCAGAAGGCUCAAUUCUCCUCUUGCUUGGGAGUCUACAUCUUUACAUCACUGGACAGUAAUCAAAGAUAUGGGGAACGUUUCUCCGACGUACAUUUUUGCUGCUUUCAUUCCAGCCUUAAUGAUAGCGGGGCUUUACUUCUUUGAUCAUUCUGUUGCUUCCCAGUUGGCUCAACAAAAGGAAUUCAAUCUCAAGAAACCUUCUGCAUACCACUAUGACUUACUGUUGCUAGGACUAACGACUUUGAUUUGUGGAUUAAUUGGCUUACCCCCUUCAAAUGGAGUUCUACCUCAAUCUCCUAUGCACACCAAGAGCCUGUCUGUUCUCAAGAAACAGUUGAUCCGAAGAAAGAUGGUUCAAAGUGCCAAGGAAAGCAUAAGUCAGAAAGCUAGCAAGUCUGAAAUCUAUGGAAAGAUGCAAGCAGUGUUUAUAGAAAUGGAUAACUGUCCAGAUAAUCAUUCAGUGGUCAAAGAACUAGAGGAUUUGAAAGAGGUUGUCUUGAACGGUGAAGACAAAGGAGUUGACAACAAGAGUACCUUCGAUCUUGAGAAACACAUUGAUGCAUAUUUGCCUGUCAGAGUAAAGGAGCAGAGAGUGAGCAAUCUUUUACAAUCAAUCCUUGUAGGAGCAUCAGUCUUUGCUAUGCCUGCCAUAAAAAAGAUACCAACUUCUGUUCUCUGGGGAUAUUUUGCUUACAUGGCCAUUGAUAGUCUUCCAGGAAAUCAAUUCUGGGAAAGGAUCCUACUCCUUUUUGUAACACCUAGUAGGUGGCACAAGUUGUUGGAGGCGGAUCAUGCAUCCUUUGUUGAGUCAGUACCUUACAGAUACAUAAUAUUCUUCACACUCUUCCAAUGUGUGUAUUUCUUGGUUUGUUUUGGAGUGACAUGGAUUCCCAUAGCUGGAAUACUGUUCCCCUUGCCUUUCUUUUUGCUGAUCACAUUGAGGCAGCAUAUACUCCCCAAGCUGUUCAAACCUCACCAUCUUAGGGAACUAGAUGCAGCUGAAUAUGAAGAAAUAGUUGCUGCUCCAGGACUAACUUUCAAUAAUUCUUUAAGGGAAGUAGAAUCACCCAGAGUUGGAUCAAUGGAAAUAGAUAAUGCUGAAAUAUUAGAUGAGUUAACUACAAAUAGAGGGGAGUUGAAGGUCAGAACUAUCAGCUUUACCGAGGAAAGAAAUCACCAGGUGUACCCUGAUAAAAAUGGAUCCCCAGGCACAGAUUGUUAG